Molecule: messenger RNA, 7970 nt
Organism: Papaver somniferum (opium poppy)
Lineage: Eukaryota; Viridiplantae; Streptophyta; Magnoliopsida; Ranunculales; Papaveraceae
Product: mediator of RNA polymerase II transcription subunit 12-like
Exons: 14
Coding region: 428-7477 (2349 amino acids)
Biological process (GO): regulation of transcription by RNA polymerase II
Cellular component (GO): mediator complex
Molecular function (GO): transcription coregulator activity
Source: RefSeq, a predicted model, not a curated record
UCUAAUAUUUUACCAAUUGAUCAGCUUGUUCUCUGAAAACCCUAAAUUCUGAAUGCAAAUCCUAGGAGUGAAAACUCACAUAGAUGUGUGUUGAUGCUUUAGGUUAAAGAAAUUCCUCAUCUAUUUGGUUGUCCGAGUGUAAGAGAAGGGUUUGAUCUUUAGAGUGUUUGGUUUCUGGGUGGUAGAGAAAAGACAACUUUAAGGAGUUUGUAGCUGACAUUGUAAAACAAUCUGAGCUGACCACACAAGACUAGCUAUUGCUGUCCUGGUUACUUGCACAUAAAUCUCUACCGGAAAGCUGGGUGUUUUUGUUCAGAAUUCAGAUACUCAUUGCCAGUACUCACAGUUGACGAGCUGGGAUCUCUACUUGUCUCCUUUUAUAGUGAUAUUGAUGCUGGAGGCAGUAUGCCGGUGAUUGUUGGGAGAAAUGCAAAGGUAUUCUGCUGUCAGCUGCAGCGGUGGAGUUUCUAACAGUGUUGGUGGUGGACCAUCUUCUAGAGAUACCACAAGAGCUGAUUCAUUUGCUUUGUCAAGCUUCUCCCUGAAUCAAAGGAAGCAAUUGCAACUAACACCGUACAAGUUGAAGUGCGACAGUGAACCACUAAAUCACAGGCUUGGACCUCCCGACUUUUACCCACAAUCUCCAAACUGCCCCGAGGAGACAUUGACCAGGGAAUCUUUGCAACAUGGAUACAAGGAAACUGUUGAUGGACUUGAGGAAUCUAGAGAAAUUUCACUUACCCAGCUUGGAACUUUCACAAAACCUGUUGUGCUGAAAUGCAAAGAGGCUAUUCGUAAACGCUAUAGGGCUAUCAACGAAUCUCGUGCUCAAAAGCGCAAGGCAGGUCAGGUCUAUGGAGUGCCUCUUUCUGGUGCACUUCUAACUAAACCUUGUGUUUUUCCUGAGCAAAGGCCUUCCAGUGAAGAUUUCCGAAAAAAAUGGAUAGAGGGGUUGUCACAGCAGCAUAAACGGCUGCGUUCUUUGGCCGAUCAUGUGCCUCAUGGUUACCGGAGAAGAUCUCUCUUCGAAGUUCUUAUUAGUCAGAAUGUACCAUUGCUGAAAGCUACUUGGUUUAUUAAAAUAACUUAUCUUAACCAGGUUCGUCCAGGCUCAACUAGUGUUUCACCUGGUGCACCUGAUAAGACACAGUUAGCUCGCUCAGAGCUCUGGACGAAGGAUGUUAUUGAGUACUUGCAGCACCUUCUCGAUGAAAUUGGUACCAAAAAUAUUUCAUUUUCUUCUGCACAACGCAGGGACCAGUCCUCCCCCAACACACUUUUCUCUGGUUCUGUACAAAACAAAGGUGGUGAUUCAGCAUCAACGGCUCUUCCUGAUGGGGAGGCCCCCCCCAUUCAUUUCAAAUGGUGGUACAUGGUUCGCAUCUUACAAUCUCAUAAUGCAGAGCGUUUGCUGAUUCCUUCUCACAUCAUUGACUGGGUUCUCCUGCAGCUACAGGAAAAAGUGUCGCUUGACACGUUCCAGUUACUGUUGCCUAUUGUUUUUAGCAUAAUAGAGAGCAUUGCUCUAUCUCAAACAUAUGCACGCAGUCUCGUGGAGUUAGCCGUUCGUUACAUACCGGGGGAAUCUUUACCGGGGGAGUCUAACUUGGUUGAUGGUUCUCGGAAGGCUUACAUUUCUUGUGCUCUAGUUGAAAUGCUCCGUUAUCUGAUUGUCGCUGUGCCUGAUACAAUAGUUUCCUUGGAUUGCGUUCCAAUUCCACCUUGUGUAUAUUUAUCAGAUUCAGUGAAUUGUAGUAGACGCUUCUUUCCUAGUAAGGUCCCCGCUUCUAGAAAGUCCUUAUGUGGUGGCAAAGAAAGAGAUGCCCAUUCUCGGUUCUCGUCAGUAGACAACAUUCUUUCUUCCAUAAAAAAACGCGCCGACAAUCUUGCGAAGGCUGUAAGCCCUGGGGUCCAAGGUCAUGGUGUGGCUAAAGCUCUGCAAGCUUUGGAUAAAGCUUUAAUACUAGGAGAUGUGAGAGGAGCUUAUAAUGUUCUCUUUGUUGAGGAUUUAUUUGAUGGGAGUGAAGGAGUUGGUGAAGGAUGUGGCUGGAUUGCAGCGGUGAGUCCAUCAUUACGGUCAUCCUUGACGUGGUUUAGUUCAGUCAGCGCGUCAUUGAUUUGCUCUAUAUUUUUCCUUUGCGAGUGGGCUACUUGUGAUUUUAGGGAUUGUAGGACAAGUAGUGUUUCUCGUGACACGAAAUUAUCAGGCACACAUGAUUUCUCCCAAGUUUACUUGGCAGCCCUACUGUUGAAGAUGAAAAAUGACUAUAUAUGUAGCACAAGCAGCUUAUUUCGUUGCAAAACAACCAGUAGUUCUUUUGAAACUCGGAACAAUAAUAUUAAUAAUUAUAGUAAUAGUAAAGUUAACACCAAUAACAAUAGUAAUAAUUAUAGUAACAGCCUUGCUGAGGGUUCCAGACAUCUUGGUAAGGUUUCUGAUGGCACUGUUGUUGUAGAAGAUACGUUUUCCUCUGAGAAAAAGCCCAAGAAUUUUUAUGAAGGCAGUUCUACUGGCUCGUCAGAUUGUUUCCAAAGUCCUGGCCCUGUACAUGAUAUUCUUGUUUGCUGGAUAGAUCAACACUCAGUGGAAAAAAGCGAAGGUUGCAAGCGCCUUCAACUGCUCAUUGUGGAACUCAUUCUUUCAGGCAUCUUUCGUCCGCAGGCCUACGUAAGGCAGCUGUUAGUUAGCGGAAUUAUGAACAAGGGUGAAACACCGUUGGAUUCAGACAAGCAGAAACGUCACUACCAAGUGUUAAAGCAGCUUCCGGGGGAGUGUUUACGCGAAGCUUCUGAGGAGGCACAAGGUGCUUUUAUUCCAAUGUCCAUGGAGACGAUGUCAGUUUACUCGAGUGAGCGUCAUCUCAUACUUCAUGGAUUUCUUGGUGGUCAGUCUAAAAACAGAACGAGUACAGACUGUGUUUCCUCGACUGAGAAAGAUAAUCGUACUUCUCUUGAUUCCGGGAAGAGCGGUGAUUCGUCGUCCAGGAAUGUGAAAACAAAGGGUAACAUUACAGAACUGAAGACUGCUAUUAUAAAUUUCAUCCAUUUUCCAAAUCCCCAUUCCACAUUCAGUGAAAUUAAAGCAGAUGAAUCUCAAGGGUACCUUAAGAGGCCUUUCAAGUCAAUUGGUGACAAGGUUGAUAUAGCGGAAGGAACACCUGGUUGCGAGGACUGUAGGAGGGCAAAGAGGCAAAAGAUGAGCGCUGAAAGGAAUUCAUUCCCUCAGGCAUCUGCGUCUAUGAAUACUGCUUUAGAUGAUCUAGACAGUUGGUGGGUAAGGAAAGGACUUAAAUCUCCAGUGUUAGAGCCAUUGAAGGUGGACCCGCCGACUAAAAUGGCCAAACAUCCUUCUAGAGGUAGGCAGAAAAUUGUUCGUAAAACUCAAAGCUUAGCGCAGUUAGCAGCUGCUAGGAUUGAGGGUAGCCAGGGAGCAUCAACGAGCCACAUGUGUGGUACCAAAGUUACAUGUCCUCGUCACAGAACAGGUAUAGAAGGCGAAAUAUCUAAACAAACUGUUGUGAUCUCUACAGAUGGCUGCCUGACUGACCUUGUUAAUAUUGGAAAAGCUAUAAAACAUCUGCGGUUGCUUGAGAAGAGGACCAUUACUCUUUGGCUAAUAAACUAUGUCAAGCAGCUUUUCGAAGGGACAGAAACUGCUGGUCAUAGAACUGGCCAAAGCACUCUGUUAUCUCCAGUUGAGGACAGAAUUUCUAUGCCGUGGAAGCUUGGUGAGGAUGAGUUAUCGUCUAUGCUAUAUUUGCUGGAUAUUUCGUGUGAUUUGAUAUCUGGGGUGAAGUUUCUGCUAUGGCUUUUACCAAAGGUUCUCACUGGUGCAAAUUCCAUUGUCCAUGGGGGGAGGAACUCUACACUAAUGUCAAAGAAUAUUGAAAACCAGGCUUGUGAAGUAGGAGAGACAUUUUUCGUAUCUUCUAUCCGGAGGUAUGAGAAUGUACUUGUGGCAUCGGAUCUUGUUCCUGACGUUUUAUCUGCUACAAUGCUUCGGUUUGCGACCGGUACUGCUUCUAAUAGCAGAGAAGCUGGUGGUUCAGCAUUCAUUCAUUAUGCUAGAAACUUGUUAACAAAAUACAGAAACGUGGAUAGUGUGGCAAGAUGGGAGAAGCAUUUCAAGGCAACAUGCGAUCAUAAACUUCUUUCUGAACUUGAAUCUGGAAGAACACUUGAUGGUGACUUUGGAUAUUUACCUGCGACUCCCACUGGAGUUCAAGAUCCUGACGAUUACUUACGUCAAAAAUUGAGCGGCAGGUUAUCACGAGCAGGUCCAAAUAUGAAAGAGAUAGUGCAAAGACAAGUUGACGAAGCUGUGCAGUAUUUUAAUGGUAAAGAAAGGAAGCUUAUCAGUGCUGCUACUCCAAAAGGUUCUGGUGUAGAUAAACUGGAUGACGUGCACCAAAGAGCUCAGAAGAUAGUCAUGGGUCUCAUGGAGUGUAUUAGGCAGAAUAGUGGCCCAGCUCAGGAAGGGGAUCCAACUCUGGUUGCUUCUGCUGUUUCUGCAAUUGUUGGAAAUGUAGGUCCCGCUGUUGCUAAAAUGCCGGACUUCACAUCUACCACAAAUUACCCAAAGUUUCAAUCAGCCAUAAGUUCAUUAAAUUGUGCUCGAUGCAUUGUACACCUUCACAUAACCUGCCUUUGCAUACUUAAGGAAUCCCUUGGAGAGCGUCAAACCCGUGCUUUUGAGAUAGCUCUUGCAGUAGAAGCUUUUUCUGUUGUUACUGCUGCCUUUGCUCCCAUGAAGGCUCCUCGGAAUCAAUUUCAACUUUCCCCUGAUGUUCAUGAUUCCAAUACCAGCCCGUCAAAUGAUUCUCUGAACAACCCUGUGAAGGUAGUGGUUAGUAGGGCAGUAAAGGCUGCUGCGGCUGUUUCUUCCCUUGUCAUUGGGUCAAUUGUUCAUGGAGCUGUAAGCUUAGAGAGAAUGAUAGCUCUAUUUAGGUUAAGGGAAGGCUUGGAUGUCCUUCAUCUGAUUAAGAGUGGGAAAUCCAGCUCAAAUGGAAUUUCUCGUACUAUCGGUGCUUCAAAGGUUGACAACUCUGUAGAAGUAUAUGUACAUUGGUUUAGGGUUCUUCUUGGGAAUUGCAGGACAAUAUCUGAUGGAUUGGUUGCGGAGCUCCUUGGCGAGCCAUAUAUACGAGCUCUUUCAAGGAUGCAGAGAAUGCUUCCUCUUAGCUUGGCGUUCCCACCUGCUUAUUCUAUAUUUGCACUUGUGGUGUGGAAACCUUACAUCCCUGUCAACAACAUUGCUACCCGUGAAGAUGUACACAUAUCUCUAGCAGUAGCCAUAGGUGAUGCUAUCAAACACCAACCAUUCAGAGACGUGUGUCUUCGAGACACGCAUGCAUUCUAUGAGCUUCUGGCUUCUGAUGUAGGUGACUCAGAAUUUGCAGCGGUUCUUGAAUUGCAGAUUCCAGACAAACAUUUGAAAACCCUGGCCGUUAUUCCUCUCCGUGGGAGGCUUUUCUUGAAUGCAGUGCUUGAUUGUAAAAUGCUGCAAGAUGAUGGAACUCGUGCAACUAGCUUGCAAGGCGAACCAAACACACAGCGCAAUGAAAAUGGAAAGAGGCUUCUUGACCAGCUUGUACAUGUUCUGGACACUUUGCAACCGGCAAAGUUUCAUUGGCAGUGGGUUGAGCUGAGGCUUCUCUUAAAUGAACAAGUUCUCAUUGAGAAAAUUGAAGCCUCCAGUAGUACUUCUGUAGUGGAGGCCAUCCGAGCUCUUUCCCCGAGUUCUGACAACUUUGCUCUGUCGGAAAGUGAAAACAAUUUUACUGAGAUCGUCCUGACGAGAUUACUGGUCAGACCCGAUGCUGCUUCACUUUACUCAGAAGUUGUUCAUCUUCUUGGGAGGUCAUUAGAGGAGUCUCUGUUGUUGCACGCAAAAUGGUUCUUAGCUGGUCAUGAUGUGCUCUAUGGACGAAAGUCUAUCAGGCAACGCCUCGUCAACAUUGCUCAGCUUAGAGGUCUAUCAACCAAAGUUCAAUUUUGGAAACCAUGGGGAUGGGCUAGUUACGGUACAGAGCAUUUGCCUGGUAGAAUAAAUAAGAGGAAGUCUGUGGCCACCUCGCUUGAAGAAGGGGAAGUUAUUCAAGAUGGUGUUGAGAGGUUAUCAGGAAAAACAAGUUCUCAAAUUUCCGAUACUGAAGGCUUCAAUUCUAGCCAACAGUAUGUUACUGAGAAAGCUCUUGUAGAAUUGGUUCUCCCAUGCAUAGACCGGAGCUCCAGUGAUUCACAUAAUACAUUUGCAAGCGAAUUGAUCAAGCAGAUGAAUAAUAUUGAGCAACACGUAAAUGCACUUACUCGUGCUGUGAGUAAGCACACUGGCUCUGCGCCUUCCGGAGUUGAAGGCUCUGCAAACAAGAGUAAUAGUCGCAAAAGUAUCAGAGGAGGAAGCCCUGGACUAGGAAGGCGACUAGCAGGAGCGGCAGCCGCAGCAGUAGCUGAUUCUGCACCACCCUCUCCUGCAGCACUGCGGGCGUCUAUAUGGUUGCGGUUGCAGUUCCUCUUGAGACUUCUUCCUAUAAUUUAUGCUGAUAGGGAACCAUCUAGUCGAAAUAUGAGGCAUAUGCUUGCCUCAGUCAUCCUUCGUUUCCUUGGAAGUAGGGUGGUGCAUGCAGAUGCAAUCAUUUCCUUCUAUCCACCUACCACAGAAAGUUCUCACGCACAAGCCAAGUGGGAGAUGGCAGAUUCACCAAUGAUAGAAGCUUCGGCUGCAGCAACCCCAGAUCUCGCUGGUGAAAGUCUUUUUGAGUGGUUUUUGUCCGUCUUUCAUGGGUUACUGGGCAACUGCAAGCCAUGUUGGCUGAAGUCUGAACCAUCCUCCAAGUCAACUAUAAAAUCUGCUAGAGACUCUGUGUUCGAUCGUGAGGCAGUGGAGAGUUUACAGAAUGACUUGGACCGCAUGCAGUUACCAGAGACAAUUCGGUGGCGUCUUCAGUCUGCAAUGCCAGUUCUCCCUCCUUACAUGCCGCACUUCUUUUCUUGCCAGCAACCAGCGGUCUCAUUUACAGCUGUUACUGCGCUUCAGUCUACGAGUAUCUCAUCAUCUCCUUGUGCUGGUGUACUAAACCAAGGAAAUCUAAAUAUAUCAUGCCAGAGGAAUCCUGCUGUUGGUUUGGUGGCUAGGUCCAUUAUUAACAAUACGACAGGGAAGGGAAAGCAGCCACAAUCGGCACUGUUGCAGCAGCUCAAUCAACAAGAGAUGGAAGUGGACCCAUGGACACUGUUAGAAGAUGGGACGAGUUCCUUGCUCAGUGGUCCCACCUUGUCCAAUAGUAGCAGUAGUAGUAAUUACAACAGCAGCAGCAGCAACAUGGUAGUUGCUGCUGGUCUUUUACCUAGUGGUACCUCUGAGCAACCACCAUCAUCAUCUCUAAACAAUCUCAAGGCGUGUAGCUUGCUAAGAGGAGCAGUUAGAGUUAGAAGAACAGAACUCACAUACAUAGGGGCAACUGAUGAUGACAGCUAACUGAACUAGUCUUUGGGUGAGUGAUUAAUCUUCGAGAAUGUCAUCUACUAGUUUGUUUCUUGGUUUGCCACGUCGAAAAUUAUUACCGCUUGGUGUUCCGCUACUUCACGAGGGGCCGGUGAUGGUGGAAGCUGCUUUUAAGGGGAAAGAAGGUUCUUUGUGGUAGGUCGAGGGAAGCGCCUUGACUUACUUGCAAGUUAAUCUUCUCUGAUAGUGGAUGCAGAGCUGGUUAGGAUUUUUUUUAACAGAAUGAGGAUUCAUUAAUUCCCUCCCUUGCCCUACGGAUUGUGUUUUCUUUUUUCAUAUGUAGUGGUGGCGAGGCUGUUGUAUAUAAUGGUAUAUUUUUCCAUUUGUUGUUUGUUGAACUAAGCGUUGUCUGAAAUUGAUCUCUCUGUUUGGUAGUCUUUUUUUUCUUUUCCUAUCAAGUCCCUAAGUGUAACCUGCUACAUAGUACAGAUGAUAUUCAGAAUAUUCGUGUAUGCACUGGAGGGAA